CCAUUCGACGGCAUCUAGAAAACAGUGGACUUGUCUCGGCUUCCUGAAAACAUACGACACUUCUUGCUUGAUAAGGAAUACCUUUGCGAUGGUACGGGAACGUACAGUGUACCAGAGGAGAACAGGCAAUGAAUUUGCUUGAAGGCACAGCUGGCUGUCCUGAAUGGCUUCUAAAUAAAGAGGACUCUGCUGCAGGAUGACAAUAUGGCUGCGCAGCUGCUUGCACCUCCAGGCCCCAAUAGCUUCAAGAGGUUCACCCCAGAGACUUUGGCCAACAUCGAGAAGCGCAUCGCUGAGGAGGAGAAGAAGCAGCCUGUUAAGCCCAGAUCUGACAGCAGUCACCGCGAUGACGAUGAUGACAACAAACUGCGACCCAACACUGACUUGGAAGCGGGGAAAGGCGUACCCUUUAUUUAUGGGGAUGUACCUUCUAACAUGUUGGCUGUGCCCCUGGAGGACUUGGACCCCUUCUAUUUGAACAAGAAAACCUUUAUAGUGCUUAACAGAGGAAAAACUAUCUUCCGUUUCAGUGCCACGCCCUCGUUAUAUAUCAUUAGUCCUUUUAACCUAUUCAGGCAAAUAGCAAUUAAAAUUUUGAUACACUCACUUUUCAGCAUGAUCAUCAUGUGUACAAUUUUGACAAAUUGUGUCUUCAUGACAUUCAGCAAUCCUCCAGAAUGGUCCAAACAAGUAGAAUACACUUUCACAGGAAUCUACACUUUCGAGUCACUCACAAAGAUUGUGGCUCGAGGUUUUUGUAUAGAUGGCUUCACCUUCCUCAGAGACCCUUGGAACUGGCUGGAUUUUAUGGUCAUCUCUAUGGCGUAAGUAUAAUCCUG
Messenger RNA from Sinocyclocheilus rhinocerous, 839 nucleotides. Its product is annotated as sodium channel protein type 8 subunit alpha-like. Gene Ontology annotation, biological process: membrane depolarization during action potential; sodium ion transmembrane transport; neuronal action potential. Gene Ontology annotation, molecular function: voltage-gated sodium channel activity. The coding region runs from base 205 to 828 and encodes 207 amino acids. Lineage: Eukaryota; Metazoa; Chordata; Actinopteri; Cypriniformes; Cyprinidae. The transcript has 5 exons. The record is from RefSeq and is a predicted model, not a curated record. Gene Ontology annotation, cellular component: voltage-gated sodium channel complex; plasma membrane.